This is a messenger RNA of Bufo gargarizans (Asiatic toad), 1593 nucleotides long. RefSeq names its product YdjC chitooligosaccharide deacetylase homolog (gene YDJC). Gene Ontology annotation, biological process: carbohydrate metabolic process. Gene Ontology annotation, molecular function: deacetylase activity. Lineage: Eukaryota; Metazoa; Chordata; Amphibia; Anura; Bufonidae. The transcript has 7 exons. The record is from RefSeq and is a predicted model, not a curated record. The coding region runs from base 243 to 1184 and encodes 313 amino acids.
AGCGCUAAGGGGCGGGGCUGGUGUGACGUCAGCGACAUAGGGGCGGGUCUAUACAGAAGCACUAUCCUGCAGUUGGAGGAGGAAAUGAAAGCUUCGAAGAAAGCCGAGGAGAGCGCUGCGACCGCUGUAGUGUGCCUGCAGGUGCGGAUCCGUCUGUGCAGAUACCAGAUGCGCAAUAUGCUUGGAUAGGUCUGCAAUCCGGAGCUGCGGUGCGGAACUGAGUCACCCCGGGCUGCAGACAGAUGUCUGUGAACACCAGGGUCAAGCUGGUGGUGACAGGAGAUGACUUUGGUUACUGCCCUCGCAGGGAUGUUGGCAUUGUGGAAUGUUUCAACACCGGCGCCAUUACGAACGUCUCUCUUCUGGUGAAUGGCAGCUCUGCAGCGUGUGCGGCAGACCUAGCACGCAGGUGUAAUAUUCCUAUAGGUUUGCAUGCUAAUCUCUCAGAGGGCAUACCAGUAUGUCGAGAGCUUCGUCAGAACUCCACUCUUGUCAAUUCUCGAGGAGUCUUUCUUGGAAAGAUGGGCAUACGAAAAGCACUGGCACAAGGGCUCCUUAUCAUGUCGGAGGUUCGUCAAGAAUUGAAUGCCCAGGUCAAGCUGUUUCGUGAGUUGACCGGACAGUACCCCCAGCAUAUGGAUGGACAUCAGCAUGUUCAUGUUUUACCAAAAAUCCGAGAGGAAUUUGCACAUGUGCUGAAGGAACAUGGUAUUUGUUACACGCGUAUUCCAGUGGAGAUAGGACUGCACAGAUGUAACUGGAUCAAGGAGGAACUAAUGGAAUUUUAUCGAAGCGUGGAGAAGGAUGCGUUAAAUAGUGUGGAAAUCUUCAGAAGCCAAGGGAUUCGGUGGCCUGAUGUAUACAUUGGUCUGAGUACCAUGGGGGAGAACAUGACGGUAAAGAAUAUUCAGCGAGCCCUCGAUUACAGCACUGAGUCUUUUCACAGCUGCCUAACACAACAGAGCUCCCUGUACAGUCUGACGUCUGGCUCCAGUACCAGUAUUGAACUAAUGACCCACCCUGGCUACCCCAGUAUAUUAUCUGAAGGGGGCUGUGGGGAGGGCCCUGAUGACUUUUCCCAGUCUUGGGAAAGAUUGCAUGAAAUGAAAAUUCUUAAAGACCCAUUAUUGCAUAGUUCCUACAGUGAAAGAGGUAUACAACUGUGUGCAUUUAGAGACUUAUGAUAGAGGGUUUAUGAUGUGCAUUCUGUUGAACAGCAAAUGGUAACAUACUAGCAUACAAAAAAAUUGGGGAUCAGGAAGAAAUGUUUGUUUUUUGUGAAACAUUUAAAGGGGUAUUCCAGCUUAGACACCCUGCCAGGGCCAGGACAGAUAUGUACCUAAAGUGAAUUCAUCAUUAGCAUGGUCUGCAAAAUAAAGUUAAUUUAAAAGUAAUUUAAAUGUAAAUUCUGUAUAAAUAUAGUAGAUAUUUUUAAAAUUUCAAACCAUUACCAAGGACAAUGUUCAAAUAUCUACUAUUACGAGUGUAAAUGCUGAUUUUGCUGCCUAACAAGUGUGCAAUUCAGGGUCUAUAAAACUUCACUGCAUUUUAUCAAUUUGCAUUGAGAAAAUCAUUAAAGUAUUCUAUUCUGUA